AUGAUUUUAGGAGAUUUGGGAGCUGAGUGCCUCCAGAGCAAAUAUUGUGAGGUAGUUAAUGCUGCUUCCAUGUUUGUGGGUGAAGAGAGCGCUUCUUUUCUGAGUGUGAGCAGGAACAAAAAUAUAUACUCCAUUAGCAUUGCUGUUAAUCUUAAAGAUCCUAAAGGCACCAAACUUGUAACUGAGCUUGCCAAAAUCUGUGAUGUUCUGGUGGAGAACUGCUGGACCAGGAAGCUGAACGUGAUGGGACUUGGGUACGAAGAGUUGAGUAAAGUGGCCCCUCAGCUCAUCUAUUGCUCUAUCACAAAUCACAGCCAAAUUCCCAUGUCUCACAAGCCUGGAUAUGACUCCAUUGCGUCUGCGGUGUCUGGUUUGGUGCACAUCACUGGUCCUGAGGAUGGAGACCCAGUCAGACCAGGUCUUGCAAUGACAGAUCAAGCCACUGGUUUAUUCACUCAUUUACUUCAUUUUACUUCGUAG
Messenger RNA from Carassius auratus (goldfish), 480 nucleotides. RefSeq names its product succinate--hydroxymethylglutarate CoA-transferase-like. Gene Ontology annotation, molecular function: succinate-hydroxymethylglutarate CoA-transferase activity. The transcript is spliced from 8 exons. The record is from RefSeq and is a predicted model, not a curated record. NCBI's taxonomy places the organism in Eukaryota, Metazoa, Chordata, Actinopteri, Cypriniformes, Cyprinidae. Gene Ontology annotation, cellular component: mitochondrion. Bases 1 to 480 code for a protein of 159 amino acids.